This is a messenger RNA of Candidula unifasciata, 630 nucleotides long. NCBI's taxonomy places the organism in Eukaryota, Metazoa, Mollusca, Gastropoda, Stylommatophora, Geomitridae. The record is from the annotation of a GenBank genome assembly.
AUGCACUUCAAACUUCCAUGUGAUCAUAACAGAGUUCUCUCGAAAUGUUUAGGAAUCACAGGUUUGAUACUGCUUCUAGUGGGGCUUUAUGACAACUCAUGGGUGCUCCUGCAACUACUGCUGGUGCCUCGUUGCGGCGGUAAGACACCGGUCCAGUACGAGACGGACUGUGUGGGACUGCACUACAACCCUCAAGACGUGGCCCGUGCAGGAUUAUGGGAAGUGUGUCAUUUUUUCCCCUUUGGUUAUAUCCCCGAGUUUUACUACCACACGGAACCAUAUUGCUCCAAAUUCUCAGACGAUGAAGAACCGGCGGAGUGGUUGGACACGGCACAGUUUCUGUGUCAGCUAGCGGUGGCUCUGAACGUUGCUGGCAUGUUGGCGUGCGUGCUGGCGGACAUUGUCAGGUCGAGGGACAUCUGUGACACUGGUUCUAUAGUACUUGUAAUCAGUGCUGCCUGCGGACUUCUAGGAUUGACCAAAUAUUACUCAAAUAUCAGCAAGGCGUUCUUGAUACCGUACAAACGGAACAUUGUCUCCAUGUACGCAAACCGAGGCACGUUUUACUUCAUCCAAGGCUGCGCCAUGACCUUAGUAGCCGGCUUGUUACAGGCACGGAUCAAACUCUGA